Molecule: messenger RNA, 1268 nt
Organism: Suillus paluster
Lineage: Eukaryota; Fungi; Basidiomycota; Agaricomycetes; Boletales; Suillaceae
Exons: 3
Coding region: 1-1158 (385 amino acids)
Source: RefSeq, a predicted model, not a curated record
AUGCGCUUUGCUGCCCUUGUCGCUCUCUCUGUCAUCGCGUCGACCGUCCCUGGUCUUGCUGCCCCUGCUCCAUACUCUCCCCGCUGGAUCACUUCCAAACGUGAUACCGCGUCAACGGAUGUCAAUACGACAUCAGUAUACAAUGGCACCACCGCUUUCCGCAUAGGGACGGCCAUCCUGCAACUUCUCAAUGACCCCGUUCCUGAAAUCGAGCAGUUACUGAGUAGUUUAGCUGUCAAUGGAACAGGGGCUAGUACUACCCUUCCUUCCAAACGUGACACCACCUCCGAUAUUGUUGAUGCCAUUGGAGAAUUGGUCAACGAACUGCCUGCUACAAGGAAGCGCGACGUCACUGCAGAUCUCACUGCCGCACUCCAAACUCUCUUAGAAGAAGGUGGCUCUGUGUCGAGCGAUGUCAAGAGGGAUUUAGCCUCCUCUGACUCCUCUGGUGUCGAAGAGAGAGGGCUGCCUUCCAGCCUCACGAGCGGGCUCAAGAACGCCGCGAACGUGGCUUCCAUCGGCGGCGGUCUCGCAAACAUCUGGAAUGCGAUUGACGGCAGCCUUAUUAACAGCAACACCAAGCGUCAAGCGGUCACGACCGCAGCUGACGGCAGCCUUGACAACGACCAAUUCCCCACACCCUCGAUCCCUACAGCCCUUCUCGAAAACCGCAGUCUCACUUCUUUGUUGAAGAGCCUCGGGAAUGUUGCUAGCAUAGGAUUCAGUGCUAGUUCAAUCGCGAGCGCCCUUGAUGGCAGCGGCAACACCAAGCGUGACUUUGUCCCAACUUCUGAUGAAGUUGAUAUCGCUGGAGCUUUGGGUGGAGCAACACCUCAGUUCGAAGAUCGUAGCUUCAAGAUCUCUCCCAGCGCCGAAAGCGCCUUAUCGAAGCUGGCUAAUGUCGCUAGUGUGGGGGGUAUUGUUGCAUCGCUGUUUGGUGGAAGCAGCAAUAGCACGAGGCGCGACCUUGGCAUGGACUCAGGACUCAUCCAUGACCAGAAGCGUGACGUCUCCUCCGAUGUCGAAAACAUCCUCCAGCAGAUCAUAGCUGCUUAUGAAGGUGCCAUAAACGGAUCAAGCAGCACCUCUACCUCUACCAAGCGCUUUACGAAUGACAGCGGUCUCCUCAACCCGGAGCAGCUCGAGGAGCUUAGCUAAUUUGUAUCACACGUAGUAUUUAGUUUUGAUACUUUGUAGCUAGCAUACGACUGACAGAUUGUGCACGUUAGUAUAGUCAAUAUACCCAGUGAAUCUGGAUUCUACUUCAA